AUGAGCAGUGUUGAAGCAGAUUCCUUUAGCCAGGCAAAUAAAUCAGUAGACGACUUGCUAAAAGAAAUAGAUUCGCAAAGUCCGGAACUCAAAGCCUCAAGCAGUCUGAAUUCCAUAGACAGUGGCAACAUUUCCUCAACUGGCGAAUCACAGAGUGACUCCGAUCAUUCGGGGAGUACACUGAAGGGCGGAAAUUUAUCAGAUGGCAUUUCGAGUGGGACCGAAACUCGAAUUAGUUCAAAUCGCAAACCUGGGAUUGCACUUCCAGAUCUUUCGUUAAACUCAACAACAGAACCACUCAAGGUGACCAGCAGUAAGGAGAGUGGCGCAGCAGACGAAUCGCUUCAAAGGGAACCGGGUCGGAAACUUUCCGGACCAAGACCUCUGGAUGAUGAUGAACAAAACAACCAGUUGCAAACCCCAGUUGUUCUCAAAAGUGACGAAAACGGUUUGAUGAAGACAAUUCCAACAAUUCACAGGCCGUUGCCGACAAUCCAGCCGUCUCCAUCUGACUAUAGCAUCCGCUCGAUGCCGAAUAUAGCCAAUAACGCACUGACCAGUACCGCAAAGCCAGAUCUUCGCAAUGUUAGUGGUGGUUCAACAGACUCCGAAAAGACUAUAGCUCUGUCUCCACGUUCACAGGCCCUUAACUCAUUCUACGAUAAAGAAGUGGCUGAGCCCAGCGCUGGGCGCGAACCCGAGUCCGCCCUGGAGAAAACACCAAUCCCUAACCUAUCGAAAAAUACAUCAUUCCCACUUCAAAAUGAAAUCGGGUCCGAAAGUUCGGAUGACUCCGAUGCCAGCACAGUUCCCGCACAAAGUAUUCUCAGCACGGAAAUCGUGAACAAGAGCAUGGUGGCCACAAAGAAGCCAACCGCCGGAAAGCCUGUUUCUCGCGAUGUGAUUGGUCGAAGAUCCGUUUCUGCUAUCAGCAGUUCAACAACCAUGACAAGCGAGUCGGACUUUGUUUCUGCAAGUGAAGGCGGGUACACCGAUGAGGAAUCAGACGAAAUUGGUGCAAACAUCAACGGUUCCGGUCUUGGCAACGGUCUCGGAUUCCCGACAUCCAUUUCUGCAUCCUCCGGCUUUACCGACGGAAAUGAAACCGUUGCAACCGUUGGAGAUCGUUCAGACACAGAUGUGGAGCCGGAUGCCACAAUUAGCAACUCAUCCUCCAUGUCUAUUUCUACAACAGUGCACCAAUUGAGUGAGAAACCUGAAGCACCUUUUGAAAAAGCUGCAGAUACAAGUUUGAGCAGUUCCGGCAUGAUUGAACAAUCUAAUUUGUCUGGCCUUGAUGACAACUCUGGAGCAUCUGUGAUUCACCAUACGGAACUUCUUGAUUUAGCAAAUGCAGAAAGUGGAGUUGAUAAUGGCCGGAUGGUGUCUCAAUCCACCGUAAGCACAACUAGUACUUUUGACUCUCGCAAAUUUGUUCUUGAGGACCCACAUUUCAAUCCAGAUGACACUAGUCAUGCUCUUGAUGGCUACAAGUAUGAUCCGACCCUUAAAGUUGCUCCAAUUGAUGGAAAAGCCGCCAAUAAUGGUAUCUCAGUCCGGAAACUGCAUAAAGACACAACUUCCGAUGAAGUUGCUCCUCGUGAAAGCAUUCUUGAUAUCUGGUCAAAGCAGGAGAUGUUCAGAAGAGUCAGUAGUCACUCGGAUGACUUCCAAUCGCUUGGAAAGCACGGAAAAGCGAGGUUUUUGGUGAAAUCAAAGCCACCCAAGUUUGUGCACGUUAUUCCAUCAUCAAAAAUUGCAAUUUCCCCGUCACCAAGUUCAAAAUUGUACUCGAACUUUGGUCCGGCCUGGGUGAAAAGUAGAAUGGAAGUUCUUCCAUCUGGUGAGCUUAAUAAAAGCGUCGAUUUGGAUACUGCGGUGUUCGAAGAGAGAGAUGAAGCAAGUAUUUCUGCCGACUCGUCUGAAGAAGCAAGCACAAAUGUGGAUGAGCAGUCUCCCGGUACUGAUGAUGAAGGUAGUUUAUCAGAGUAUGAGGAUGCAAAAAGAGAUCUUGUGCAAUCCACUGCAAUUGGAGAAAGCGACGAAGAUGUUCAUGAUGUUGAAAAAGUUGAGCCGAGAUCUUCGCAAAAAGAAAGCGAUGAAUCUGCUCAAAGUAGCUCAUGUUCGUUCUUGGAUGAGUCAAUAGACCUUGGAAAAUACCUUAAGCACCCAUUGGAUAAACCAGACAACGAAGAAGACUUGUUUGCAAGCGAUUGGGUUGAUAUCAGCGAAGAAAACUCCAGUCUGAAUACUUUCAGCGGUGCAAAAAUGACAAACGGAACCAAUUCUAGUGGCAGUCAACUUACGCAAUUGUGGAGAAAUGGCACACUUAAGCAAAAGCCAGAGAAGCAAGUUGUUAAGGAGGAUCCCGGUGAUAAGUUUGUGCAUCUUUCAGUCAAGGAGAUGGAGAGUUUCAUGAUCCGAAAGAAGAUGACGAAGGAAAAGUUCCAGAUCAAGAAUGCAAAUGGAACUGCCGAGGUUGUCAGCAAUAUCUCUUUUAAGCCAGAGCAGAAAGGUCAAAUGGUAGAUGAGCCUUCUGCAGAGGUUGAUUCCACUGCCAGUGCACUUAUUUCCGAUUUGGCUAUUCCAGGAGGAAUCCAAGGUGAAGAAAAAACCGAGCUAAUCGAUGAUUUGGAAGCUGACCGUCUUUUGAAAAGCUUUGAGACAGAAAAGCACGAUGAUACAUGUAGUGUUACUUUGAAAGAGGUGUCACCAACUGUUGAUUCUGAGUCAGUCGAGCCAAAGAAGGAAUCACCGGCAGAUAAUGGCAAGAAGAUUUCACAGAAAACACCAAAGAAGCAAGAAGUGAAUACUCCAAAGAAGGUGAAAGAGCCUGAAAGUAUGGAAAAGCAGGCGGAAACGCGGCAGCCCGAUCAAAUACCUGAGAAAAUACAUCUUGUGGAUGGAGAGCAAGGAAGACUAUUCUUGAAAUUGCAAGAACUCGAAAGUUUGAGGUUGCCAGAUGUGGAAAACAGAAAGGCCAAGUUUAAGGUUGUUAUCGACAAUGGCAUUCACGUCUUGUCAACUGAGUUUUUCGACAUCAAGAGACGUAACGGAGAUACCUCUAUCAACAAAGAAUUCGAGCUUAUUGUUCCUGAAAAGUUGAAUAUCGUGAUAACUCUCAAGCUGCAGUACGAAAAAAUGCAAAACCAAUUGGUGGAAGUUCAUGAAAGAAAGCGUGUCAAGUCCAAGAACAUCUUUUCGAAGAUGUUCGGAGGAAACAGCAUUGUUACAACGACCAAAUAUGUGAAUAAGCUAGCGAAGUAUGAUCCGUUGUCUGAGUGUGUUGCUACAGAUGGUUCCUUUGCAAAGAUACAUAUUAACUUUGACAACUUCAAGGACAAAAUUACCGGAGAGGUGGGAAAUUUCGUCUUGGAUGGUUUCAAUGAGUGGAGGAUGGUGAAAGUGGGCAAGAAUCUAAAGCCUCGACCUUUCAAUAUUUGCAAACUCCGGGCGGAAAUGCUGUUUGUGCCGCGUAAGUCUAAAUAUGAGAUCCUGCCACUCAGUAUCAAAAAUGCAAUGAAGCAAGUAGAGGAAAUUGGCAAAACUCUUACCUACAUGCAGGAAGGAUACAUGUAUCAGGAAGGAGGAGAUAUCGAUGUGUGGACAAGACGCUACUUCAAGCUUAAAGGAUAUGAUUUAUAUGCACAUAACGUGGACACAAUGAAGCUGAAGGCCAAGAUCAACUUGAGAAAAGUCGUCUACAUCGAUUAUCCUGGUAAGAAGCCUGUUGAUAGUACGGAUUCAGAUGCAAAAUCGCAAGUUUCUGCAUCUUCGGCUACAAGUGACAACACGAAAAGAUCCAGCCAGAGAAUAAUUAGCGAGACUUUGAUACUCAACAACGGCUUCAAGUUAAGGUUUGCAAAUGGCGAGUCGAUCGACCUUGGAUGCGACUCCAAGCAAGAAAGAACCGUUUGGAUCACUUUAAUAGAAGAUAUCAUCACCAAGAAUAAUUUCCGCUGCCAACCAUGGGUUAGGUUAAUGUCGAAAAAGAUGGCCGAAAGAAAGGAAUGUGCUUAUGUGCCUAAUUCGGUUGGCGCAUGA
Brettanomyces bruxellensis is the source of this 4044-nucleotide messenger RNA. RefSeq lists its product as uncharacterized. Gene Ontology annotation, molecular function: GTP binding. NCBI's taxonomy places the organism in Eukaryota, Fungi, Ascomycota, Pichiomycetes, Pichiales, Pichiaceae. Gene Ontology annotation, biological process: axial cellular bud site selection; protein localization to bud neck. Bases 1 to 4044 code for a protein of 1347 amino acids. Gene Ontology annotation, cellular component: cellular bud neck contractile ring. The transcript has a single exon. The record is from RefSeq and is a predicted model, not a curated record.